This is a messenger RNA of Ambispora gerdemannii, 1201 nucleotides long. The record is from the annotation of a GenBank genome assembly. NCBI's taxonomy places the organism in Eukaryota, Fungi, Glomeromycota, Glomeromycetes, Archaeosporales, Ambisporaceae.
AUGGCGACAACAGAACACGAGAACAACGACGAGAAUACACAAGUAACAAUUUCUCCAGUUGAAAAUGUUCUGACAACUCCAGAACUUGUAUCCCAUAUAUUUUCUUUCCUUCUUAUCGAAUCUCUUCUCACAACCAGAAACGUGUGCCGUCAAUGGCGUACAAUUGUCAACCUUCCAACAACUUUUGCACAAUAUAUCAUUUAUCUAAAAACUGAAAAUUCGCGUCUUUCGAGCACUAUUCAUGCAUUAACUGGAACGAUCAGUGAUAAUGAGGAACGAAUUCAUGAGCUUGAAGAAGAUAAUUACAACCUCGAAUGCAAAGUUGAGGAAAUUAGAAGUGAGUGUUUGGAUUAUGACGAAAUACGCGAAGAAAAUGAAAGACUCGAAUACAAAAUUGAAAAGCUUGAAAGUGAGUUGGGAGAUUAUGACGAAAUACUCGAAGAGAAUGGAAGACUCGAGUAUCAAAUUGAAAAACUCGAAUCCAAGAUUGAAGAUCUUGAAAGCGAAUGGGGAGAUUAUGACGAAAUAUGCGAAGAGAAUAAAAGACUCGAAUCCAAGCUUGAAGAUCUUGAAAGCGAAUGGGGAGAUUAUAACGAAAUAUGCGAAGAGAAUAAAAGACUCGAAUCCAAGCUUGAAGAUCUUGAAAGCGAAUGGGGAGAUUAUGACGAAAUAUGCGAAGAGAAUAAAAGACUCGAAUCGAAAAUUGAAAAACUCGAAUCCAAGAUUGAAGAACUUGAAAGCGAAUGGGGAGAUUAUGACGAAAUAUGCGAAGGGAAUAAAAGACUCGAAUCCAAGAUUGAAGAACUUGAAAGCGAAUGGGGAGAUUAUGACGAAAUAUGCGAAGAGAAUAAAAGACUCGAAUCCAAAAUUGAAAAACUCGAAUCCAAGAUUGAAGAACUUGAAAGCGAAUGGGGAGAUUAUGACGAAAUAUGCGAAGAGAAUAAAAGACUCGAUUACAAACUUGAAAAUCUUGAAAGAGAGUGGGGAGAUUAUGAUGAGGUGUGUGAGAAGAAGGAAAAACUAGAAUUUAAACUUGAAAAACUUGAAAGAGAGUGGGGAGAUUAUGAUGAGGUGUGUGAGAAGAAGGAAAGACUCGAGUAUAAACUCGAAAAACUUGAAAGAGAAUGGGGAGAUUAUGAUGAAGUGUGUGAGGAGAAGAAAAGACUUGAAUGUCGAGUUGAAAGGCUUGAAAAAGAAAGAG